Messenger RNA from Cucumis sativus (cucumber), 1112 nucleotides. Its product is annotated as floral homeotic protein AGAMOUS. Gene Ontology annotation, cellular component: nucleus. Lineage: Eukaryota; Viridiplantae; Streptophyta; Magnoliopsida; Cucurbitales; Cucurbitaceae. Gene Ontology annotation, biological process: positive regulation of transcription by RNA polymerase II. Gene Ontology annotation, molecular function: protein dimerization activity; RNA polymerase II cis-regulatory region sequence-specific DNA binding; DNA-binding transcription factor activity, RNA polymerase II-specific. The record is from RefSeq and is marked provisional.
UGAGAAAAAUGAAAAGUAAACAGGAAAAAAAACCCAAUGUUGGAAUCCACCCCUCUUCUUCUUCCACUUCUCUUCACUAAAAUCUAAUCUUCCCUUUUUUUUUUCUUCUUUUACUUCAUCUCACCAAAGAUUUCAACCACGGAGUUCCCAAAUCAAAGUGGAGAAGGAUCUGCCUCUUCCCAAAAAAAAAUGGGAAGAGGUAAGAUUGAAAUAAAAAGAAUUGAAAAUACUACAAAUCGUCAAGUCACCUUUUGCAAGAGAAGAAAUGGAUUGCUUAAAAAAGCUUAUGAGCUGUCUGUUCUUUGUGAUGCUGAAGUUGCUCUCAUCGUCUUCUCUACUCGUGGUCGUCUCUACGAAUACGCAAAUAAUAGUGUUAGAGGAACGAUUGAGAGGUACAAGAAAGCAUUUGCUGAUUCUUCCAAUUCCGGAUUAUCAGUUGCCGAAGCUAAUGUACAGUUUUACCAACAAGAAGCCACCAAGUUGAAGAGACAGAUUAGGGAAAUUCAGAACUCAAACAGGCAUAUCCUGGGAGAAGCACUCAGCUCAUUGCCAUUAAAAGAGCUCAAAAGUCUUGAGGGCAGAUUGGAGAGAGGUAUCAGCAAAGUUAGGGCUAAAAAGAACGAAACCUUGUUUGCAGAAAUGGAAUUCAUGCAAAAAAGGGAAAUGGAACUUCAGAGCCACAAUAACUAUCUGAGAACACAGAUUGCAGAACACGAAAGAAUACAACAGCAGCAGCAGCAACAACAGCAAACGAACAUGAUGCAAAGGGCAACAUAUGAGAGUGUGGGAGGGCAAUAUGAUGAUGAGAAUAGAAGUACUUAUGGGGCUGUAGGGGCGCUUAUGGAUUCAGACAGCCAUUAUGCUCCUCAAGACCAUCUCACUGCCCUUCAGCUUGUUUAAAAUUUAUAACCCUCCCCCCCCCCCCCCCCCCCCCCCAAAAAAAAAAAGUAAAGCUUUCUUUUUUUCUUUUUCUUUUUUUAAAUUGUUCUUAUUUUUAUUACUAUUAUUAUUCACAAUAUGCAAUUACCCAGGAUGUCAAAUAAUACUGCCUUUUGGAGCUCUAUGCUUCUGGCUGAGAUAGUUCUCAUGGUAUUUAUUUUUGUUUAGUGUCA